Porites evermanni is the source of this 390-nucleotide messenger RNA. Lineage: Eukaryota; Metazoa; Cnidaria; Anthozoa; Scleractinia; Poritidae. The record is from the annotation of a GenBank genome assembly.
AUGUUGAUGCUAAUUUCAGGGAAGUAUUGCGUCUACAAGAAAGGCGUUUGUCCAUUGGGACUCAGCGAAGGGUUUCUACAUUGGGACGAUGAAGAUAGAAAUAACGUUAACAAAGACGGUGGAUCACUUCCUGAAGGCGUAUACGGUUCGGACACCAGGAUUUUCCUCUGCUGUAGAACGGAUGGUGAUAAGUCAGAUCCAGUGUCCCUUCCUCUCAGUAAGCCCUUUUACCUGCUAGCGUAUGGUUCGUCUGACUGUCAACUCGUUAAAGGAGCCAUUACUACUACAGAGUACAUAAUCUUUCAUAACGAAGACAAAAAUAACCAAGACUCAUCAGGCGGAGUACAUCCGUAUGCAAAUUCUAGUUUGAUCUACUACUGUUAUUAUCAA